CGAAUACUUCUUGAUCCCAAGCUUCCCACUCCCCCAACUUUGCACUCCACCGCCCGCCAAUUGCUCGCUCCAAAUAUUAAACGCUUCACUCAUUUACCAAUCAGGCGGAGGGAGCAGAAUGGCGAGCUUCGAGCAAGAUCUCCACCGUCCAUCUCACUCCAUCGAGGAUCCUCCACCUCCUAAGAACCGCCCGAUCAUCGAGAUUGCUGAUGCUGAAGACCUCAAGAGGAAGUCCAAGCGGGUGGCCUCGCUCGACAUCUUCCGUGGCCUCACCGUUGCUAUUAUGAUACUGGUGGACGAUGCAGGCGGCGAGUGGCCGGUGAUAGCUCACGCGCCGUGGAAUGGGUGCAAUCUUGCUGAUUUCGUGAUGCCCUUUUUCUUGUUUAUCGUGGGGAUGGCUAUCCCUUUGUCUCUCAAAAGGAUACCCAACAGGCUUCUUGCUGUAAAAAGAGUGAUGAUUAGGACUCUCAAGUUGCUGUUUUGGGGAAUCCUAUUGCAAGGUGGGUACUCACAUGCUCCAGAUAAAUUAACAUAUGGAGUUGACAUGAAACAUAUAAGAUGGUGUGGCAUCCUGCAGCGCAUUGCUCUUGCAUAUGUGAUAGUAUCACUGUUGGAAAUUUUGACAAAGAAUGCGAAGGUUGUGACUGAGUCACCUGACCAUCUCUCAAUCUUUAAAUUAUAUUGUUGGCAAUGGUUGCUAGGAAUCUGUAUUCUAGGGAUCUACCUGAUAGUGAUUUAUACGACCUAUGUCCCUGACUGGGUCUAUACAGUAAAGGACAUUGACAGUCGCGAUUACGGAAAAGUUUUUGCUGUUAAAUGUGGUACUAGGGGGCGAUUGGAUCCUCCUUGCAAUGCUGUGGGAUAUAUUGAUCGCCAAGUGCUAGGAAUCAAUCACAUGUACCAACAUCCUGCUUGGAAGAGAUCUAAGGCUUGCACUUAUGAUUCCCCUCAUGCGGGUCCAUUUAGGAAGGAUGCUCCCUCAUGGUGUCAUGGACCAUUUGAACCGGAAGGAAUACUAAGUUCGAUAUCUGCUAUUCUGAGCACAAUAAUCGGGGUGCAUUUUGGACAUGUUCUUGUUCAUAUGAAGAGUCAUUUGGAUAGAAUAAAGCAGUGGGUUGCGAUGGGUGCAAGUCUCCUCGUUCUUGGAAUUGUUAUGCAUUUUUCACAUGCAAUUCCUCUAAACAAGCAAUUAUACAGCUUCAGCUAUGUUUGUGUUACUGCCGGAGCAGCCCAUGUUGACAUCAUUGGAUUGUGCUAUUUGUUUCUACCACUGGAAUGGAUCGGCAAGAAUGCUAUGUUAGUCUAUGUAAUGGCAGCUGCAGGCAUUUUCGCAGGAUUUUUCAACGGAUGGUAUUAUGAGAGCCCAAAUAACACUCUGGUCUAUUGGAUUCGGAAGCACAUAUUCAUUAACGUUUGGCACUCAGAAAGGGUGGGCAUUCUCUUGUAUGUUAUUUUCGCUGAAAUAUUAUUCUGGGCACUGGUUGCAGGGAUUUUACAUUGCUUGGGUAUUUACUGGAAACUGUAGAAUUUCAAGCCGGUACAGUGUGCAAAGAUUGUAGUAGCUGUUGGUAAUAUAACUUUCAUUAUUGAAAUUUCAUGUUUAUAGCCAACAAUAUAUUUCAAUUCACAUGAAAAUGUACUCUAUCAUUUAUUCUGCUGAGAAUUUGGGCAUUCCUCAGUGAGUAUUUCAUGCGAAACAGAAGUAAAUUCUCAUUUCACUUGUCA
Messenger RNA from Asparagus officinalis (garden asparagus), 1725 nucleotides. Its product is annotated as heparan-alpha-glucosaminide N-acetyltransferase. Bases 119 to 1525 code for a protein of 468 amino acids. The transcript has 13 exons. NCBI's taxonomy places the organism in Eukaryota, Viridiplantae, Streptophyta, Magnoliopsida, Asparagales, Asparagaceae. The record is from RefSeq and is a predicted model, not a curated record.